Elephantulus edwardii (Cape elephant shrew) is the source of this 1191-nucleotide messenger RNA. It is a transcript of the gene ATG4D, whose product is annotated as autophagy related 4D, cysteine peptidase. Gene Ontology annotation, molecular function: protein-phosphatidylethanolamide deconjugating activity. The transcript has 9 exons. The record is from RefSeq and is a predicted model, not a curated record. NCBI's taxonomy places the organism in Eukaryota, Metazoa, Chordata, Mammalia, Macroscelidea, Macroscelididae. Bases 208 to 1191 code for a protein of 327 amino acids.
AUCUCCCCAGGUUGGGCUGUCAAAAGCCGGACCAGCUUCAGCAAGAUCUCCAGUGUCUACCUCUGUGGCCGUCGCUACCGCUUCGAGGGCGAGGGUGACAUCCAGCGUUUCCAGCGUGACUUUGCUUCCCGCCUAUGGCUGACCUACCGCCGGGACUUUCCUCCGCUCUCGGGGGGCUUUCUGACUUCGGACUGCGGCUGGGGGUGCAUGUUACGCAGCGGACAGAUGAUGCUGGCCCAGGGCCUGCUGCUGCACCUUCUGCCCCGAGACUGGACGUGGGCUGAGGGCCCAAGCCUGGGGCCCCCUGAGCUGUCAAGGUCAACCUCCCCCAGCCGGUACCAUGGCCCUGCCCACCGGAUGCCCCCACACCGGGCCCAGGGCAGCCUGGCCCUGGAGCAGGAGCACCAGCACCGGCAGAUCGUGUCCUGGUUUGCAGACCACCCCCAGGCCCCCUUUGGGCUGCACAGGCUGGUGGAGCUCGGGCAGAGCUCAGACAAGAAGGCGGGUGACUGGUAUGGGCCAUCGGUGGUGGCACACAUCCUCAGGAAAGCUGUGGAGAGCUGCUCAGAGGUCUCCCGCCUGGUGGUGUACGUUUCUCAGGACUGCACAGUGUACAAAGCGGACGUAGCACGCCUGCUGGCCAGGCCAGACCCCACUGCCGAAUGGAAGUCUGUGGUCAUCCUGGUGCCUGUGCGGCUGGGCGGCGAGACUCUCAACCCCGUGUACGUGCCCUGUGUGAAGGAGCUCCUGCGUUCCGAGCUGUGCCUGGGCAUCAUGGGUGGCAAGCCACGGCACUCCCUGUACUUCAUCGGCUACCAGGAUGACUUCCUCCUCUACCUGGACCCACACUACUGCCAGCCCAGCGUGGAUGUCACCCAGGCUGAUUUUCCCCUGGAGUCCUUCCAUUGCACCUCACCCCGCAAGAUGGCCUUCGCCAAGAUGGACCCAAGCUGUACAGUGGGGUUUUACGCUGGAGACAAGAAGGAAUUUGAGAGGCUCUGCUCAGAGCUGACCAGGGUUCUCAGCUCCUCCUCAGCCACAGAGAGGUACCCCAUGUUCACCCUGGCUGAGGGCCACGCUCAGGACCAGAACCUGGAUGACCCCUGCUCCCAGCAGAUGCUGAGGCUCCCUCGCUCAGGGCGGCUCCUCAAGGCCAAACGGCCGAGCUCUGAGGACUUCGUGUUUUUAUGA